Molecule: messenger RNA, 222 nt
Organism: Plasmopara halstedii
Lineage: Eukaryota; Oomycota; Peronosporomycetes; Peronosporales; Peronosporaceae
Exons: 3
Coding region: 1-222 (73 amino acids)
Source: RefSeq, a predicted model, not a curated record
AUGCAUAACGAAUCCAAUCUCAAUAAUACGAAGGGAUUCACGAUGUUUUUUAUUAUUACCAACGCGGACGAAACGAUUGUAUAUGUGGAUAGCACCACAGCUACUCUACAGAGCAAUUUGGCAACCCAAAAUCAUCGCGAGAAAAGUGACUUAAAUUAUCGAUGUCAUUUCUCCAGCCUCGCAGGGAGCAGAGUAUGUAUUGCAAUCGAUUACAUUCAGUAG